AUGGACGCUGAUCUCUUAUUACUUUAUUAUUUUGGAUAUGUUCAAUCUUGUCUUUCUUAUGCCAUCAUGUGCUGGGGCAGCUGUGCUAGGGCUGAUGAGGGCUUCAGAGCUCAAAAGAGAAUAAUUAGAAUUAUAUUAUUCAAAUCGUUUACCUUUUCUUGUACAGAAUUAUCCCCAGAAUUGAACCUACUAACAUUUCCCUCCCUGUUCAUUCUUGCAUCAAUGAUGCAGGUCAAAAAUAACUUAUCUGAAUAUGCUGUUUCUAGGAAUAAUCAAUAUGAUCUUAGAGUAAAUAUGGAUAUGACCUUACCCAAGCACAGACUGACCAUCAAGGUAGCAAAUGGUCCAUUCCUACCAAAUUAA
Messenger RNA from Phaedon cochleariae (mustard beetle), 363 nucleotides. NCBI's taxonomy places the organism in Eukaryota, Metazoa, Arthropoda, Insecta, Coleoptera, Chrysomelidae. The record is from the annotation of a GenBank genome assembly.